AUGAGGAAAAACAACGGAGGCCGAGGACAAGGACCCGGGACCGGCCGUCCUCAGGAGGACCCGGGACCACGUGUCCUCAGGAGGACCCGGAACCGCCUGUCUCCUGGAGGACCCGGGACCGGCCGUCCUCAGGAGGACCCGGGACCGCGUGUCCUCAGGAGGACCCGGAACCGCCUGUCUCCUGAGGACCCGGAACCGCCUGUCUCCUGGAGGACCCGGGACCGCGUGUCCUCAGGAGGACCCGGGACUGCCCGGGACCGGCCGUCUCCUGGAGGACCCGGGACCACGUGUCCUCAGGAGGACCCGGAACCGCCUGUCUCCUGGAGGACCCGGGACCGGCCGUCCUCAGGAGGACCCGGGACCGCGUGUCCUCAGGAGGACCCGGAACCGCCUGUCUCCUGUAGGACCCGGGACCGCGUGUCCUCAGGAGGACCCGGGACCACGUGUCCUCAGGAGGACCCGGAACCGCCUGUCUCCUGGAGGACCCGGGACCGCGUGUCCUCAGGAGGACCCGGGACCGCCCAGGACCGGCCGUCUCCUGGAGGACCCGGGACCACGUGUCCUCAGGAGGACCCGGGACCGCCCGUCUCCUGA
Messenger RNA from Betta splendens (Siamese fighting fish), 594 nucleotides. RefSeq names its product proline-rich proteoglycan 2-like. The record is from RefSeq and is a predicted model, not a curated record. Lineage: Eukaryota; Metazoa; Chordata; Actinopteri; Anabantiformes; Osphronemidae. The transcript has 2 exons. The coding region runs from base 1 to 594 and encodes 197 amino acids.